Cavenderia fasciculata is the source of this 2703-nucleotide messenger RNA. RefSeq names its product microtubule-associated protein. Gene Ontology annotation, molecular function: microtubule plus-end binding; microtubule plus end polymerase activity. Bases 1 to 2703 code for a protein of 900 amino acids. The transcript has 6 exons. NCBI's taxonomy places the organism in Eukaryota, Evosea, Eumycetozoa, Acytosteliales, Cavenderiaceae. Gene Ontology annotation, cellular component: microtubule plus-end; spindle pole; centrosome. The record is from RefSeq and is a predicted model, not a curated record. Gene Ontology annotation, biological process: centrosome duplication; mitotic spindle organization; establishment or maintenance of microtubule cytoskeleton polarity.
AUGACAGUAGGAGGAGUUGGUAGUUAUAAUUGGACUGUUCAAAGUGCAAAUGCAGCAGCAACAUCAACUAUAGCAAAGAUAAAGUCAAAAGACUUUAAAGAUAGAAUGACGGGUUAUGAAGAGAUGUUGCACAUGUUUAUGACGUUGCCCGAUACCAACGCUCCCGAGUUUUCUCGUCUAUCACCUGCCUUUGAAAAGAUCCUCUUGCCCGAUCCGAUGGCAACCAACAAGGAAAAAGGACUUCAAGUGUUAUUAGUAUUCCUAGAUAGAGCUUCAUUCCUUCAAAAUCCUUCAACUCCUCAACAAUACUUUAUUGAUUUAUGUAAUGGUAUAAUUGAAAAUGGAUUAUCAGGUAGAGAUACUAUAAAAGCAAAGGCUAUAGAUUGUAUAUUAAUGAUUGUUGAAAUCAUAGGUCCCGAUAUUAUUUUGCCUGUAAUAUUAUCAAGUUGUUCACAUAAAGUAUACAAGAUUGCAACGUAUUCAGUGUUUACAAUCAAAGAGAUUGUUAGACAAUUUGGAACGUCGAUAUUGAGUAGUGCACAAAUCGAUGCCAUCCAGGUGCAACUGUCAUUGGCAUUUGAGUAUCAAAUCAAAGAGGUUAGGGCUGAAGCGUUGACUUUGGCAACCGAGUUGUAUGCAUGGCUUGGUGAUACAGUACUCAGUCACCUCAAAUCAUUGCGUCCAGCUCAACUUAAAGAACUAGAGACUGCAAUUCAACAAAUCAACAAAAAUGUAGCUCCAACACCUUUGAGAACUAUUAGAAAUAAUAGACCUAAAUCUGGAUCCAAUGGUACUAGUACGAAUACUGGAUCACCUGCAGUACCAACAAUGAGUUUUUCACCUCAAUCUCCAAAUUCACCAACUCUUGCUUCUCAAACCAACACUACAACUGUAUCACCACCACCACCAUCUCAACCAUUACAACCAUCACAACCAUCACCAAAUGGAAAGAAAUCAUCUGGUAUACCAUUACCACCAUCUGGAUUAAAUCCAAAUCAACAAAUACAAUCAAACAUUGCAACAACCAUGUCAUCAUCUCCAACUUCAUCGACAUCAUCCAAUUCCUCAUUGUCAUCACUCAAUGAUAGUAUGCAAAUUAAAUUGAGUGAUUUCUAUAAAAUGUCAGAGGAAUCGAGUUGGAGUGCCAGAAAACAUGCAAUUACCGAUGUAUUUAUACCAUUAAUAUCACACGACAAGAUGUCAUUGUUGGGAGACAAAGACUAUGCCAAAAUAUCAUCCACCUUGGCCAAACUCCUAGGUGAUAACAACUUGUUUGUAGUCCUAACUUGUAUCAAUGCUCUCGAACUUUUGGUUAAAAAAUUAUCAAAAGAUAUUUUCUUUAAUCAUAUUAUUGUAUUAGUACCAAUUAUGUUGGAUAGUUUUAAAGAAAAAAGACCACAAUUAUGUGAUUCAAUUCAUGCCUGCUUAAAUACUAUAAUGGAUAAACAAUUACAAAUCAAUGAUGUCAUGGACUUUAUAUUAGAGAUUUUACUAAAUAGUAAAGUGUCCAAACUAAGAUAUGAAAUUUUGUUUUGGUUUAAAAGAUUGAUUUUAAAUUCUAAUCAAAUGUUGUAUAAAAAUGAAUUACCAAUUAUUAUUAAUGCUUUAUUUAUGAUUUUAAUUGAUGAACCACCAAAAGAAAAUAGAGAUAUCUGUCUUGUAAAUAUAUGUACAAUUUAUUUAAUUUUUGGAGAACAAGAGGUUAUACCAUUAUUGGAACAAUCAGGUUGUGAUGAAGCAACAUUAAACAUUAUCAAGGAAGGGACAAAAGAUAUAGUUUUCCCUUCUCAUUGGUCAAGAUCUAAAAAGGAAGGUUCACCACUUCAAUUUUCUCCAAAUUCAACAUUUAAAUCUAAAAUACCAAGUCCUAUUACUCCAAAUAACAACAACAAUAACAACAAUAACAAUAACAACAAUAACAACAAAACAAAUGGGAUUUCUCCUACUACAUCUGACAAGACCUAUUUAAAUAUUUCACAAUAUAGAAAUGCAAGAGCAUCUUCUAUAGUAUCAAAUAAUAAUAAUAAUAAUUUGAAUUUGGUAACAGGAGAUUCAAACAAAUUAUUAAAAGAUUUACAAUCAGAGAUUGAUCUAUUUACACAAAAGAUGAAUAUAAAGAUAAAAACACUUACCAAGACUGUUCAAGAGGAAAAUGAAAAGGAACAGGCAAAGGUAAAGGCCAACAACAAUAAUAAUAAUAAUAAUAACGCACCAAAUCAAAUUGCCAUCCCACAACAACAGGAUAAUAAUCAACACAAUACAACUCAAGAUACCAAGUUUUUUGAAACCUUGAAUAUGGAACUUUCCAAAGAAUUACAAAUGGAAAAAUCUAAAAACAAGGACCUAUUACAAAAAUUAAAUGAAAUGGAAUCAAUCAUAUUUGAUAUUCAAACAGAGAAUAAUGAAUUUAAAGAACAAUCAAAAUCAAAUGUAGAGAAAUUGGAAUUUCAAAAAGAAGAGAUUGAAGAAUUGAAUGAAAUGUUGUUUAGUGAGGAACAAAUGAGAGAAGAGCUGAUGGAUGAAAUUGAUAGACUUAAAGGCAGCACUAUUACAGUGGGUUCCAUCUCUGACCCCAAUCGAUUCCUUGUUGAAGUGCCAAAGCACCUCAUUGAAACUUUACCACUUGAUGAAUUGGAAUUAUUCGAAGAAGUAUAUAUGGAGAAUCUUCGUAUCAUUCGAGAAGCAAAGAAACUUCAUCAAUAA